GUCUCUCGUCCUUUCUUCCACCACGCGCACGCGCACCCACGUUUCUCCUCCCACUCUCGGCGCUGUCGGCCCGUCGCCCUCGCGUCCUUCCUCCUCCUCUUCCGCCAGCUCAGUGACAGGUACACACUCCCCGGAUGGCGCUCUGCGGUUCGUCGAAAGGGCGCGGCAGGGGCCGACCGAUCCAGCGCAAGGUUGUCGUAUGCGGCGACGGCGCGUGCGGGAAGACGAGUCUGCUGAACGUCUUCACGAGGGGGUUCUUCACGCAGGUCUAUGAACCGACGGUGUUCGAGAACUACGUGCACGAUCUGUAUAUCGACGACCAGCUGGUGGAGCUGAGUCUCUGGGAUACGGCGGGGCAGGAGGAGUUCGACCGGCUACGGAGCCUGUCGUAUGCAGAAACGCAUGUGAUCAUGAUAUGCUUCAGCGUCGACAAUCCAACGUCGCUCGAGAAUGUGGAGAGCAAGUGGCUCGACGAGAUUUUGGAGUACUGUCCGGGGGUCAAGUUGGUCUUGGUCGCACUCAAAUGUGAUCUACGCGACGACCCUGCAGUACUCGAUCGGCUACAACGAUACGGUACACAUACGGUACAAUAUGAAGAGGGCCUCGGCGUCGCGCGAAGAAUACGAGCUUCACGAUACUUAGAGUGCUCCUCCAAACACAACCGCGGCGUUAACGAAGUGUUCUACGAGGCCGCACGCGUGUCACUGUCCACUCGAUCAGGCAGGGGAGGUGGCGGGUCGUGUUGCGUCAUGUAGCGCACCUCGCUCUCGUCAGUCUAGUCUCCCAUGCCGACCGUCGCUGCGCUGGCGCUCCUCGUCGACCUGUCAAACUGCUCUGCCCUACUAUGUCACACCAAGCGGCCCAUCGACCCGUCCUAGACCACACUACACAGGUGUUAGGACGGAAGAGAACUCCAGCGCGGCCCGCCCUCGGUCCCCAUGCUCCUGGGCGUGUAGUGCUUCAUAUAUUCCUGUUCGUAGGUGCGGGGGUUACUCCUCCCCACUCGUGCGGUGCUCAAGGACGUGUAGGGAUAGCUCACCGCGCUGUCCGAAGAAGAUAAAUAUAUACCCCCCACCCCCAAAGGUUACAUACGCAUGGAUAUCUUCACGCUCGCAUAUGUUACGCUCCCUUAAUCUACCUGCGUCUUAUAUGGGAAUUGAAAGCGUUUGAUAUGGGCUUCAA
Messenger RNA from Schizophyllum commune H4-8, 1182 nucleotides. Its product is annotated as small GTPase Rho3/GTP-binding protein Rho3. The record is from RefSeq and is a predicted model, not a curated record. NCBI's taxonomy places the organism in Eukaryota, Fungi, Basidiomycota, Agaricomycetes, Agaricales, Schizophyllaceae. The coding region runs from base 135 to 755 and encodes 206 amino acids. The transcript is spliced from 5 exons. Gene Ontology annotation, biological process: small GTPase-mediated signal transduction. Gene Ontology annotation, molecular function: GTP binding; GTPase activity.